Micropterus dolomieu (smallmouth bass) is the source of this 2052-nucleotide messenger RNA. RefSeq names its product neoverrucotoxin subunit beta-like. Gene Ontology annotation, molecular function: protein binding. The record is from RefSeq and is a predicted model, not a curated record. Bases 295 to 909 code for a protein of 204 amino acids. The transcript has 2 exons. Lineage: Eukaryota; Metazoa; Chordata; Actinopteri; Centrarchiformes; Centrarchidae.
UAAGUCUUUGGUUUUGUUGUAACACUGAUAAAUAACUUUUGGAAGGAGGUCCAGUAAGUUUUAAACCAACUGGCCCAGUGGGGCCGUUUGCAAAAAGGUUUAACAUUGAGCUCUGUAAAUAUCUGGAGCUGUUGUGGACGUUGAUGACACAGACAGUCCCUGCUACCCCUGUUUGCUGUUCCAUUCUUUCAUCCGUAAUCUUUGUCUUUGUAACUUUUAUCUUAGAGGUUUAGGGGGAGCAGGGAGAAGCAGGCCAGAUGAACAUAAUGUGUAAAUGUGUAUGAGAGGAAUGUAAUGUCCAUGUUUGAUGCUGGUCUGACCCCCCUCUCUUCUUUCAGGGUGGAGCCUGCUGGAGUCCGAUGGUUGAAACCAGGUCUGAGGAAGUAUUCCUGUGAACUCACACUCGACAUAAACACAGCAAAUCAAAAUACCAAGCUGUCUGACAACAACAGGAAGGCGACACAUGUGCAGGAGGAUCUGUCAUAUCCUGAUCAUCCAUACAGGUUUGACUACUGGUCUCAGGUGAUGUGUACAACUGGUCUGACUGGUCGCUGUUACUGGGAGGUUGAAUGGACAGAAAAAGUUACUGUAGCAAUGAGUUACAGAGGAAUCAGCAAGAGUGGAGGCUCUGAAUACAAUUAUUUUGGAGGGAAUGAUAAGUCCUGGAGACUGGACUGCUAUACAGAUGGUUACUCUGCCUGUCACAAUGACAGAGGAACAUCCAUCUCCACCUCCUCUGUCUCUAACAGAGUAGGAGUGUAUCUGGACUGGCCUGCUGGCUCUCUGUCCUUCUACAGAGUCUCCUCUGACACACUGAUCCACCUCCACACCUUCAACGCCACAUUCACUGAACCUCUUUAUCCUGGCUUUGGGCUCUGGUCCUGCUUUGGUUCUUCAGCGUCUCUGUAGGAGGGAGAAUCUGCUCCUGUUGGAGAACAGAUCAGUUGAGCUGUACAGGAUCACAGUUGCAGAGGUCUUUCAGGUUCUUCUUAUAAAUUCAUCAAUGAAUCAAAGUGAUUCCUCAUUUACAUUGUUAACAUCGUCCACUUCUGGUCCUUUAAAGAUAAAAGCUCUGAUCAUUAAAUGAUGGAAAUGAUGUUGACUUGUACCUUCUGCCCCUUUAAUAUCCUUCUGAUGUUUUGAAUGUGGUUGUUUUAUCUUAACAUUUAUAAUUUUUUUGCUUGCUGUAUGUCAUAUCUCUAUAUCUCUAUAUCUAUAUAUCUCUAUAUCUCUAUAUCUAUAUAUAUUUAUCGAUCGAUCUAUCUAUAUAGCUGAGCAUGUGUUGUGUAUCAUAAAAGGGCUAAAUGUCCAAUUGUUAACAAAAUAAAGAAUGUCAGAGCUCUUCUUCAUUUGUAAAGAGACCAGUUUUUACAUAUUAGGCGGAUUUCAGAAUGAGGGACUGACUGAACCUGCAACAAGGGAUACAAUUGUCAGAAACUACUUUUGAUGAUGGUGUCAUUGUAAUUAACGUACAGUAAUAAGUGACAGUUAAAUACAGUAUUUUAGUUUGACUUUUAGUUUUUACCUGUUAAGCCUUUCAGUACAGUAAUGUCUACUUACUCUAUUACUACAUGUUAGAAAAUGUUAUGUGUUAUUAUAUUAUUUGACAGAUUCUGAAGUUUGAUUACAUUCUGUUCUGAAAAUCCACCCUGAAUCCACCCUUCUGUUGGGAUCAGGAUUAUCCUAAUUAUUUUGGAUCAAAGGGAUCCCACCAACUAAAAACGCAUACUGAAGGUUUGAUCCAGAUCAAAACAAAGUUAGGAUCAGGUGAUCUUUUUCUUUUGAACAACCCAUUUUAAAGAUUUUAUCCAAUCCAAUCACUUCUGAACAUCUGGGCCCGGCUGUCUGAAUGGGAGCAAAUCCCUGCAGCAGGUUCAACAUGUGCUGGAAAUCAGGUGUCCACAUACUUUUGGCCAUAUAGUGUAUUACAGCUUGAGACAUUUAGUCACUGUGUUUUGCCCUUAAAGUGUUUGCGGCCUUCACAUUUAUGAAACUGUGCAGAUUGUAGAAUUCUUGUGUUUUCAGCUCUAAUAAAACACUUUGUAAAGUAAA